Messenger RNA from Parnassius apollo (apollo), 582 nucleotides. Lineage: Eukaryota; Metazoa; Arthropoda; Insecta; Lepidoptera; Papilionidae. The record is from the annotation of a GenBank genome assembly.
AUGAAAGCUGCAGUGAGCACAAAAAUAAGAACUAACGGACAAAGCGUAGAAUUAUUUAGUGAAAUGACCGUAUACCUGGCCCCACUGAGAACUGGAAUAAAAUCGAACAGAGUGUGCGGACAAUGCAAGUGUAUACGUGAAUUCGUCACCAUAAGCCAAUUAGACUUUACCUCGGAAGAGCACUACGGAUUCAUAAACUGUGGUAGUGACCAAUGUGCAAGAAUCGAUCCUAAAAUUGCACUAAACAGUAUCAAUAAAGUGAAGAAAUCGAAACGCGGAGGCGGUGGAAUAUUCCACAGCGCUGCGGCCGCGCCCGGCGUCGGUGCAAAGUCCAACGCUGCAGUUCCCCACACCGCACCUGCGCGCGACCACGGAGGCGCGCGUCACGUCAGCGCCGUCUCUGUUUCUGUGCCGCAGUCACGUACGCCACGAAUGUUCGAGUUCGAGGGCGUGGCCCCGCCCUGCGCGCCUCUAGGAGAGCAGAACGCGCGAGAAGCGAGUGCGCAACAGUGUGAGACGGAACCACGAUGCUCCGCCCACCGCAUCACCCCACCGCCGCGCGGUCUAACAUUGUCCACAUAA